Eleginops maclovinus (Patagonian blennie) is the source of this 731-nucleotide messenger RNA. RefSeq names its product regulator of cell cycle (gene rgcc). The record is from RefSeq and is a predicted model, not a curated record. NCBI's taxonomy places the organism in Eukaryota, Metazoa, Chordata, Actinopteri, Perciformes, Eleginopidae. Bases 133 to 498 code for a protein of 121 amino acids. Gene Ontology annotation, biological process: regulation of cell cycle. The transcript is spliced from 5 exons.
CAGAGCUCGCGCCGAGGGUUGACUCAAGACGUGUUGCGCGCGAGAGUACUGUGGGACUUUACACUGAGGACUUAAAUAUUUAUAUUUAUAAAACUCAGAUUUUGGAUCAUCUCAAACCUGAUCACUGGAAUAAUGAAGUCUCCGAAGCUGAAACCCCAAGCCAAGUUGAUGCACGAGGAGGAUCUGACCGACGUGCUGUGUGAGUUUGACGCGGUGAUGGAGGACUUCACGUCGCCGGUGGAGAAGCGUCACUUCCGGUACGAUGAGCACCUGAAGACGAUGAAGAGGAGGAGCAGCGCGAGCGUCAGUGACAGUGGCAUCAGCGACUCAGAGAGUGCAGAGUCUCUGAACAGAAACAGCUUCAGCUUCAGUGAUGAGAGGCUCAACUCCCCCACCACCAACUCCCCCACUCUGAUGUCACCAAAAGCCAAACUGGGCGACACUAAGGAGCUGGAGGACUUCAUUGCCGACCUUGACAGGACAUUAGAGAGCAUGUGACACCCAGGCUCACUUAUAGAGUGUGUGGGACGUCUGGACCCCUCCAAUCGAGCAGCUAACACACAACCCCCACCCCCCCCAGAUGAAGUGGCUCCACCACGGAACCGAAUCUAGCCUCCUAACUCCACCUGGAUCGAGUCAGAAUUAGCAUCGUAGGUACCCUGAGGACAAGAGCGGGAUGAAAAGUCGGGAGGAAUGACGAUGUGGAAUAUAACAGUCACUGGAACAUUCAU